This is a messenger RNA of Scomber scombrus (Atlantic mackerel), 2409 nucleotides long. RefSeq names its product glycine amidinotransferase (L-arginine:glycine amidinotransferase) (gene gatm). The record is from RefSeq and is a predicted model, not a curated record. Gene Ontology annotation, molecular function: amidinotransferase activity. Gene Ontology annotation, cellular component: mitochondrion. The coding region runs from base 46 to 1317 and encodes 423 amino acids. The transcript has 9 exons. NCBI's taxonomy places the organism in Eukaryota, Metazoa, Chordata, Actinopteri, Scombriformes, Scombridae.
UGCCGUUUGAUUUCACUGACACGAUCAGUACUAUAACAUUGGACAAUGCUGCGAGUAAGGUGUCUGAGAGGAGGUAGCAGGGGGGCUGAAGCUGCCCAUCUGAUCGGAGCCAUGAUUGGUCGGUCUGUGACUGGAUGGGUGCAGAGGGCCUUCGAGAGCACCUCCAGCGCAGCAGCUGCACAGCCGCAACGUGCAGUGGUAGAUGAGCAUGUUACUGAGCCUGAACUGCAGGAGUGUCCUGUCUGCAGCCACAAUGAAUGGGACACACUUGAGGAGGUGAUCGUGGGUCGUGCUGAAAACGCCUAUGUGCCUCCCUUCACUGUGGAAGUGAAAGCUAACACAUAUGAGAAGUAUUGGCAAUUCUACCAGCAGCAUGGGGGCCAACCUUUUCCUGCUGAACACUUGAAAAAAGCGGUUUCUGAAAUUGAAGAAAUGUGCAAUAUUCUGCGUCAUGAGGGUGUCACUGUGAGGAGGCCAGAACCCAUUGACUGGUCCAUGGAGUACAAAACUCCAGACUUCACCUCAUCUGGCAUGUAUGCUGCCAUGCCAAGAGACAUCCUUAUGGUUGUGGGAAAUGAGAUUAUUGAGGCUCCUAUGGCCUGGAGGGCUCGCUUCUUUGAGUACCGAGCAUACAGACCUUUGAUCAAGGAGUACUUCAGAAAAGGUGCUAAGUGGACCACAGCUCCUAAACCCACUAUGUCGGAUGAGCUGUAUGAUCAGGACUACCCUAUCCGCACAGUGGAGGACAGACACAAGCUGGCUGCCCAGGGGAAGUUUGUGACCACGGAGCACGAGCCCUGCUUCGAUGCUGCUGAUUUCAUUCGUGCAGGGAAGGACAUUUUUGUCCAAAGGAGUCAGGUUACAAAUUACAUGGGAAUUGAGUGGAUGCGUCGUCACCUGGCACCCGACUACAAGAUCCACAUCAUCUCAUUCAAGGACCCGAACCCCAUGCACAUUGAUGCCACUUUUAACAUCAUCGGGCCAGGACUGGUGUUGUCAAACCCUGACCGCCCAUGUCACCAGGUUGACAUGUUCAAGAAGGCCGGCUGGACUAUUGUGAAACCUCCAACGCCUCUGAUUCCUGAUGACCACCCACUGUGGAUGUCCUCCAAAUGGUUGUCUAUGAAUGUCCUGAUGUUGGAUGAGAAGCGUGUUAUGGUUGAUGGCAAUGAAACCAGUAUUCAAAAGAUGUUUGAAAGCCUCGGUAUCAAGACCAUUAAAGUGAACAUUCGCCAUGCCAACUCUCUGGGUGGUGGCUUCCACUGCUGGACAACUGAUGUCCGCCGCCGUGGUACCCUGCAGUCCUACUUCCACUAGCCUUGCCAGAAAUAGGCAGUUUUUAUUGAGCUUUAAAGAUUAAAGCCUCAGCUGGGGAUUUUGAUGCCACUUUAAUUUUUUUGUAAUGUAACUAUUUACACACAGGUUAGCGAAGGGUUAGGAUCUUAUCUUUUUGGGUCUCAUCUUUUUCAACUCUUCAAACCUGUAUGAAACAAACAUAAAGCCAAUAACAGAACAAUCUUAUCACGACAGGUGGCACUAAGGCCCUUUUUCAGAGUGGGUCUUUAUAUCCCAAAUGAACAUGCAUGGAUUGUUUUUGAUUUGACAUCGUUGUGCAUCGCAAUGCCUUUUUGCAAACAGUUUUGUUCAGAUAUAUAUAAUGCUCAAUAGCAACAAAUGAAAACCACUUUCUUUCAAUCAGUAAUCUCAAUAAUAACUGCAUUUCUGGCCUGGCUAUUGUGAAGCUGAAUUGUUUAUGGAUAAUACAUCUAAAAGCCGUAACAUUGAGGACAAGGUACAGUUUGGUAUGUGAAUGUCAUCAAACUAGGGCACAGGAGGGGAGAAACUCCCUCCGCUUGAAAACUCAAAAACCAUAAUCCUAUCUUUUUCCAAAGUAUUUUCUUUUUGUUUAAAGAAAUGUAUAAAAGUUGUUACGUUGGUCAUUAAACUAUAUUCAUUUCUUAUCGCUAAUAUAUUAUUUUGUAAAGAUUUUAAUUGAUUGAACAGACAAAGUUAUAUUUAUAUUUUUCAUACUCUUUAUUGGAUUUCCCUACAAUUAGUGUUUUUAUAGAGCUAAGUAUACUUAAGUAUGCGGUCCAUAUCAAAUAUUGUAUACCUUUUGCCUCUGCUGUUUUCUCCUGUUGCAAAUCUGGGCCAGUUAUAUGCUGCUAGCCAUUCUCACUGAACUGCUUGGCCGCUUUUUUUGCAAAACAAAAAUGCCUACAGAAUGAAAAAGAUUUAUGUUUCAUGAUUCCUUUGUUGCAUGUGCAGUAGGAUACAAGCUUGUAGAUGUUUAGCUCCUUAAGUCUGCCUUGAUGUUCAUUUAAAUAAAUUCAAGGGAAGUUAUGGCUCUGUGGAGGAAUGCGAGUGAAGUUUUGUAGUAUGCAACAUUAUUAAAUAUAAUCAAAAAGA